UCAGUCGAAAUGGCAGACGAAGAUCAAGCAGACGGAAAAUUUAUGGACGACGAGAACGAAGUUGGUGAAAACUCUGCGUCAAAGGAUGGAGAACCAGAGGUAGAAAACCCAGCAACAUUGGCUGCAGCAGCUAUGGUAGCACAUAGUGACGGAGAGCCCAUACAACUAGAGAAAAUCCUCAGUAGUGCAGGGCUCUUCUCCUACUCAGGCCUGUGUGCUGUCUCAUUGAAAGUGAUGUUUGAGACAGAUUUUGACAAAAAGUUUAGGAUGCAGUUCCUGCAGUCUGUAAUAGAAAGACUGAAGCAGUCAAAACAGGUUUCAACCUCUAUGUUUGCGCUGAUGGAGGGAAGCGAGCUGCUUGAAGAGGCGGACCCUUUUGUGAAAACACUGCUAGAGGAGGAGGUCAUUCAGGGUGAUCCAUUACUUAUACCUAAAGAUAUGCUGGCUCUGGCAUUAAAGGAAGUCAUGCAGAACAGAGGAUAUUAUGAUGCAAGGAUGCGGGUUCUGAUCCACCAUAUAGCCUGGCUUCUGAAGAUCAAGUCUGAGGCCGUGGAGAAACUAGAAGAUGCAGUGGUAGAAGAGCUGAAAGCAGUUCACAAGAUGUCUGAAGAUGAAGUGAAAGAGAAGCAAAAAAAUGCCACUAAGAGGAAGAUAAAAAGAUACGCCCUAAUUGGCUUAGCUGGAGUAGGAGGAGGGGCUUUGAUAGGAUUGACGGGUGGUCUGGCAGCUCCAUUCUUGGCUGCCGGAGCAGGUGUUAUUAUAGGUGGCGCUGGUGCAGCAGCCCUGGGGACAACAGCUGGUGUCGCUAUCAUUGGGUCUUUGUUUGGCGUAGCAGGGGCUGGUCUCACAGGUUAUAAGAUGAAGAAGAGAGUUGGUGCUGUGGAAGAAUUUCUGUUUGAGCCACUCUCACAUGGCAAUCAGCUUCACAUCACCAUAGCCGUCUCUGGCUGGAUUACACAGAAGCAACCAGAUUACAAGCACCCGUGGCUCACUUUGAAUAAUGGACAGGAACAGUUUAGCUUGAGAUGGGAAUCACAAUACCUAAUGCAGAUGGGUCAAGCUAUUGAUUACUUGGUCAGUGCUGCAGUAAGCAUGGCCGUACAAGAAACGCUGAAGACUACCAUUCUGGCUGGUAUCCUCACUGCAAUAGCAUGGCCAUCAGCACUGGUCACAGUGUCAGGGGUGAUCGACAAUCCUUGGAGCGUGUGUACUAAUAGAGCUGCCGAGGCAGGUCGGCAACUAGCAGAAGUCCUGUUGUCAAGGCAACAGGGCAAGAGGCCAGUCACCUUGAUUGGGUUUAGCCUGGGAGCACGCUUGAUAUUCUGUUGUUUAACAGAGCUGGCCAAGAGAAAAGGAUGUGAAGGUAUUAUAGAAGAUGUAAUACUUUUGGGAGCACCUGUGUCUGGGCAUCCCAAACACUGGGAGCCUCUCUCCAGAGUUGUGGCAGGGAAAAUUAUUAAUGUCUACUCCAGAUCUGACUGGGUGUUGAAGUUUCUCUACAGAACAGCCUCUGUUCAGUUCAGUAUAGCAGGUCUGGCACCAGUGAAGUGGCACAAUAGAAGAUUGAUGAACUUUGACCUCACAGAUGUGGUUAAAAACCACAUGGACUAUCAUAAGAAAAUGGAAACUAUUCUGAAGAUCAUUGGAGUGAAGACCAGGCCACAGAAGAUUGGCAAACUUUCUGUUGGAUUGGUUCAAAGUAGCAGCAAGUCUCUUUCAGUGAAAGAAACAGAAGAAAGUUCUACCUCGUCAGACAGCAGUGAUAGCCAUUCCAUCACUCAGCAUUCUUCUCCAACGUCCAGCAACACAUCUGCCAGUGGUGGAGAAGAAACUGGGAAUCCAUUGCAGAGAGACAUAGAUGACACUAUACUGCCAAGAGAAGCCAGUGAGACUAAUACGUCAGAUAUAGAUGGCGCCACCAUAGGUUCAACAGAAGCUGAGCCCAAGGAUGUGUGCAGGACAGAUACAGGGAAUGGCCAUGAGUGCUUAAGUUCAAGAGCCAGUGAAAACAAUUCGGCUCCUGUGGAGAAUGUAGAAGAUACAGCUCAUUUGCUGCAGAAACUCCAUACAUCUGAAAUAACCCAACAAAUUGCAACUGAAGGUGGCAGCACAUUAUCAAGAGGAGACCAGAAUGAUGAGGAUGUGACACAUAAUUGUACAAAUGGCAGCUCAUCAAGUGAAGCCAUUCCACGUUCUUAAGGGGGUUAAUUGACUUCAAAUUGUUAUACCAAAUAAAUAUCAGCAAAAAAAAAAAAAAAAA
Messenger RNA from Lingula anatina, 2260 nucleotides. Its product is annotated as transmembrane and coiled-coil domain-containing protein 4. Lineage: Eukaryota; Metazoa; Brachiopoda; Lingulata; Lingulida; Lingulidae. The record is from RefSeq and is a predicted model, not a curated record.